Molecule: messenger RNA, 2269 nt
Organism: Quercus lobata
Lineage: Eukaryota; Viridiplantae; Streptophyta; Magnoliopsida; Fagales; Fagaceae
Product: S-adenosyl-L-methionine-dependent methyltransferases superfamily protein
Exons: 6
Coding region: 246-2123 (625 amino acids)
Cellular component (GO): endosome; cytoplasm; trans-Golgi network
Molecular function (GO): methyltransferase activity
Source: RefSeq, a predicted model, not a curated record
AAGUGAUCGGUGGUUAAAUUGGUCUCUUUAACUACGUACAGACACCACUCAUUCUAUCCAAGAAUUAUUUAAAGCCAUGUUUUCUGUAAGACAGGUGUGGGAAACAGUGUACUAAAAAUUGUAGUCAUUGCUGUAGAAACUCAAACUCCAUCUCAUAGUCUCAAAUCAUGACUAAACCUCAGCAGUGAGCAGUGCACAGCUAGCAGCUUUGGAAAGCUCGAAAGUCGAAACCCCCAUCAGCUAAAAUGGCAACCCCACCACCAUCACUCCAAGCUCCAACUCCAAAUCCUCUCAAAAGACCCUUAAUCAGACUCUUCCUCCUCACCAUCCUCUGCUCUCUCUGCUACUUUCUUGGAUCUUACACCAACACUAACUCAACACCAACUCCACCAUCCACGCCUCUCUUUCAAGACCAACUCCACUGUUCCAAACCCAACUUCACAAUCCACAACACCCACUACUUCUCUCCACCACCACCACCUUUAGACUUUGAACCACACCACACUGUCACACUCACUCUGCCACAAGACCAAGGACAAAACAUCAAGCUCUUGGGCUUUUGCUCUAGAAACUUCACCAAUUACUGCCCAUGUCAUGACCCUCCAAGAGAGAAGCAAUUCAUUACUGAAAGAAGGUUUCACAAGCAGCGGCAUUGCCCUGGAAAUGGAGAAAAACCACGGUGCUUGGUGCCAAGGCCGGCCGGGUACAGAAGGCCAUUUCCAUGGCCAAAGAGCAGAGACUAUGCUUGGUUUAGGAAUGUGCCUUUCCCCAGGCUCACUGAGUUGAAGAAAUCACAGAAUUGGGUUCGUUUGGAGGGUGAUCGGUUGGUUUUUCCGGGAGGUGGGACUUCGUUUCCAAAGGGAGUGAAGGGUUAUAUUGAAGAGAUCAAGCGGGUUGUGCCACUGAAAUCUGGAAAUAUAAGGACAGUUCUUGAUGUUGGAUGUGGGGUUGCAAGCUUUGGAGCCUCUCUGAUGGACUACAACAUCUUGACGAUGUCAAUUGCACCACGGGAUAUACAUGAAGCUCAAGUACAUUUUGCCUUGGAAAGAGGACUUCCUGCCAUGCUUGGUGUGCUAAGCACCAAUAGGCUACCAUUACCCUCAAGAGCGUUUGAUAUGGCUCACUGUUCCAGAUGCCUUGUACCAUGGACUAGUUAUGAUGGAUUAUAUCUGAUGGAGAUUGAUCGAAUUUUACGUCCUGGUGGCUAUUGGGUACUGUCUGGGCCACCGAUAAAUUGGAGGGUCAAUUUCAAAGGUUGGGAGAGACAGACUAAGGACUUGGAAAAUGAGCAAAUCAGUUUGGAAGAUCUUGCUAGGCGAUUGUGCUGGAAAAAGAUUGCAGAGAGAGGUUCAAUUGCUGUGUGGAGAAAACCCAGUAAUCAUAUGCACUGCAUCCAAAAGUUAAAGGCAUGGAAAUCAACUCAAUUCUGCACUUCACCUGAUGCUGAUGCUGGUUGGUACACAAAAAUGGAUCCAUGCAUUUUCCCUCUUCCACAAGUGAAAGAUGUCCACGAUAUAUCUGGUGGUGCUCUAGAAAAAUGGCCUAAACGGUUGAAUGCUGCUCCACCUAGAAUUACAAGUAAAAUUAUUAACGGAAUCACGGUGAGGACCUUAAAUGAAGAUGUUCAGUUAUGGCGAAGGAGAGUUUCCCACUAUGGGAUCAUACUCAAAUCUCUCAACAAUUGUAAAAUUAGAAAUGUUAUGGAUAUGAAUGCUGGCUUUGGGGGUUUUGCAGCUGCUCUGACAAAGUGUCCAGUUUGGGUGAUGAAUGUUGUUCCCUUUGAUGCAAAAAAUAAUACCCUUGGUAUCGUCUAUGAGCGAGGCCUAAUCGGAACUUACAUGAACUGGUGUGAGGCUUUCUCAACAUACCCACGAACAUAUGAUUUCAUACAUGCCAACGGUGUAUUCAGCAUGUACAUGGACAAGUGUGACAUUCUUUAUAUACUCCUUGAGAUGCAUCGGAUUCUUCGGCCAGAUGGGGCUAUAAUAAUAAGAGAACAUGUGGACAUCAUUGUGAAAGUAAAAGACAUCACAGAUCGGAUGAGAUGGAAUGGCAAGAUAUUACACAGCGAGAAUGGGCCUUUCCACUCUGAGAAAAUACUUCUUGUAGACAAUUCUUUAUAGGUACGUUUAUGCUAACACUUUUUCCAGAGAAAACUAGUUGAUAGUUGUCAAGCUGUCAGUAAGUUGUAAUAUUACAAAUACCAUGUCAAGAGCACAAGGUGAACUUUUUUAUAUUUAUUGGAAUGAUAUUGUAUUUCCAAGAAAAA